GACGAUUAUGCAAAUGACCAGCAGAGAAUCGUGUAGAGGAAUAUUCAGACAAAAUAACUUGCUGACUGCAAUUGCAAUUCAUAUACAGGAGUGCCUUAUUUUUGUAUUCAAAAAUAAACAUUACUUCCAAACUAAAUCGGUAACAACGUACAACACUAGAACAACAAAGUUGAAAUAUCCAAAACAUAGACUAACACUGACCGAAAAGGGACCAGAAUACAGUUGCAUUAAAUAUUACAACAAGGUUACAGAUCACAUAAGAGAAACAACAGCACUUAAAAUUUUCAAAAAACAAAUCUUCAAACUGUUGGUACAAAUAGAACCCUAUACUGUUGAUGAAUUUCUGAUGUAUGAGAUGGGAGAUACCUCAAACUGUUAAUUACAUACCUUGACACUAUUUCAUUUCAAGAAGUAAUGUAUUAUUAUGUUGCUACUUAAUUUGAAAUAAAGCUUAUUAUUAU
This is a messenger RNA of Coccinella septempunctata (seven-spotted ladybird), 461 nucleotides long. RefSeq lists its product as uncharacterized. The transcript is spliced from 2 exons. Lineage: Eukaryota; Metazoa; Arthropoda; Insecta; Coleoptera; Coccinellidae. Bases 8 to 379 code for a protein of 123 amino acids. The record is from RefSeq and is a predicted model, not a curated record.